AUGGUGGACCGACGCCCGACCGUACAGCCGGUGCCGGUGCCCCGAGCUCGCUCCAAGCGCCACGCGGACGACGUCAAGGUGCUCGUGUCGGUCAGCAGCAUUCGGCUGCGUCGCGGCAGCGAAACCAAAUACGAACUCUCCUUGUCCAAGCCGCCGCUUCCCCACCACUGCGUCAUCGUAUCCAUUAGCUUUCCCAACGUGCCUGGCAUUUCCGUGGUGCCCGCCGAGGUCAUGUUUACAGGCGCCCACCGCAAGCCGCUCGAGAUCAACGUCCACGCCACAGACGACGUCGACUUGCAGCGCUUCAAGCUCGAGCACCGCGUCAAGCGGACGAAACACUGCGACACCCGGUACACGUCCUGUGCCGUGACCACCCUCACGGUCCAGAUCCUCCGAAAAGACUCUCUCUUUGUCUUUACCUUUGGCUCCAACUUGCACGGACGACUCGGAACGGCGACACCGACCGCUGCGUGCACGCCGACGCCGCUUCGCUGCAAGUGGCUCUUCCCCGUUCAAAUCGCAUGUGGCCGCGAACACUCGGCCAUUGUCGACAUCAACUCGCACCUCUACUGCUUUGGACGGGGCAGUGAAGGGCAACUGGGUCAGGCCCACGUCGACAACGUCCGAGUACCGGCGAUCGUUGCUUCACUCGUGCAGCAUCAAGUCUUUCACGUCGCUUGUGGCGCCAACCACACGCUUUGCUCGGUCGACGGUGGCCGCGUGUUCGCGUGGGGUGAUAACACCUACGGCCAAUUAGGGGUCGGCUUCAAGGGUAAGCAGUACCACGUCCCGAUCCACGCCAAGCACCUUCCGUGCGCGGCGAGCUCGAUCGUGUGUGGCGGCGACCAGUCGUUUAUCAUCUCGCAGUUCCACCACGUGUAUGUGGCCGGGUGCAACCUCGCGGGGCAGCUCGGACUCGGCGACAUGGUCACUCGACGGCACUUUACACUCAACCCGCACCUGCAGCAUACCGAGCGCCUCGCUGCCGGCACCUACCACGCGAUCGCCUCGACGCCGACGCAGGUGCUGGUGUGGGGUCACACCGCCAACGGACGGCUCGGUCUCUCAAAGCCUCGGACGGAUUUCAUCACGUUUCCGACACCGCUCGAGAUGUUUGCCGACGUUCGCGUCAAGGAAGUGGCCGCCGGUGGGAUGCACACGGCGCUUCUCACCCAGGCCGGCGACUUGCUUCUCUGGGGUGGCAACAACUACGGCCAAGUGGGGGAUGGCACGACGAUCGAUAGGCCUCGGCCCGUGCGCCUGCGACUCUUUGAGGGAAAAUGUGUUCGCGCCAUUGCACUCGGCGAGUGGCACUCGAUGGCACUUGGUGACGACGGCUGCGUCUUUGCGUGGGGAUUCGGCGAAGAAGGCCAGCUCGGCUUGGGCGAAGAUCGCAACGCGCACCUCCCAAUGGUCGUCCACGCACUCUCGGGCACGGCGCCACUACGUGUGCACUGCGGCUCCGUGCACAGCGUCGUCAUCACGUCCAUUGAAGUGGCCAACAAGAUGCAACAAGAAAAAGACCGGGAGCUCUCGGAGCUCCAUGCGCAGCACGAACACCGGCGACUCCUGAGUCGCAAGUCGAUGCUCUGGAAAGGCCGGCGUCCGACAACCAAACUUCUGGACACAUCAUCAGCACCGACAUCUGAGAGCACAAGUUUUGACGUCCACGCGGUGCCGGCGACGAUCGAAGAAACCGAAGAGAUCACACCACUCUCCGACGACUCGCUUCUGCAGUGUCUCGACGACGAGAUGCAGCACUUGACGGUGGCAACCGUCCAGCGCCCGCCCCAACGUCCGCGGCGCCCGCACACGGCCCGGCCCAUUCGAACGAGCACGGCGCCAGUGCCAACGUCGUGGCGUGACCGCCCCAUGACCUCGCGGCUCUCGCUGCGACUCGCACUGCGGGAGGAGUUCCACGUCCUGGGUGUCAUGCAGCGGCCAGUGACGCCGCAGAUGGACAAGACGAUGGUCUACGACCGGCUGCACCACCGGGAAAAGCUGCUUAUGGCGCCGCCACGCGACCCGUUCGACUUGAGGUCGCCGGCGAAUGGACGUCCCCGCCGACCGUCGACGGCGCCGCCGAGCCGCCGGGACAUGACGUCGAGCCCAGCAUCACCGGUCGUGCUUCGUGUCGACAGCCUCACGGCGCUCCUCGACGAAGACUUGGCGUCGACCCCACGCCCCGACACCAGCGCCGACACGCUCUCGAGCCCAACCAACUCGUCACAAUAGCAAAGACACCGAGAG
Molecule: messenger RNA, 2250 nt
Organism: Saprolegnia parasitica CBS 223.65
Lineage: Eukaryota; Oomycota; Saprolegniomycetes; Saprolegniales; Saprolegniaceae
Exons: 12
Coding region: 1-2235 (744 amino acids)
Source: RefSeq, a predicted model, not a curated record